This is a messenger RNA of Trematosphaeria pertusa, 1173 nucleotides long. RefSeq lists its product as uncharacterized. The transcript is spliced from 3 exons. The coding region runs from base 182 to 973 and encodes 263 amino acids. The record is from RefSeq and is a predicted model, not a curated record. Lineage: Eukaryota; Fungi; Ascomycota; Dothideomycetes; Pleosporales; Trematosphaeriaceae.
AGAAGAGAUGGGCACACCCACUGCGCAGAGGCGUACGCGCAAGUAUAAGGCAGAGCAGAAAGAAGAACCGCUCGUUGAACAAGCCCGGCAUUUCGAUGUACAAUUAUCAAAGCGUCAACUCUAGUACAACUUAGGAAAGCGCGAGGAUGCCCAUCUAUACGUCGCCGCAUAUUCAGAUAAGAUGAGAGAAGCCAAUUAUACAUGGCGCCGGCGAUUUGGUGAGGAGAACAAGGGCAAGAAAGUUAUCGGGUUCUGGGACCUCGUACACUUUACGGACGAGGCUCAUUUCAACCCACAAGAGCGCCUCCAAAAGCCACGUAUAUUGCGCAAGGGCGAGAAGAAUCCACGCUCCACCACAACGCCGCAUCGGGAUGUAAACAAUUGGCAGAGGAUCUAUCAGACCGUAGCAAUCAGCUCCCACUACUUUUAUCAAAUCAGCGGGCGUCGUAGCGUUGAGAGCCACACCGACACAGAGCCAGUGGCGAGCCAGAAGCGGCAGGGGCCCUGCGUCACACCUGCUGCGGGGUCGACAGCGGCGGGAAGGCCCUCAAAGAAGCUAUGCGGAGGCUGGAAGCGUAUGAGACAGCCUGGGACAUGCCGUGAAGCCAUCUUGCCAACACCUGGGCACCAAAAUCUCCGCGGAGGCACCCUUGGACUCGACUGGGUGCCUUUGAUCCUUGAUGCUCGCGCGACGCCGAGUCCCGCACACACACUUCUCUCACGAUUCUAUCGACUAUCAGACGUUGCAAUUGGUCGGAUACGUCGCUAUUGUAUACACCUCCGCAGUCCGGAGAUUCGCCCAUCCGUCGAAGCAGCCCACAUACACGCAACUCGAGACUUUGGGGUUACAGAGACACAUCGCGUAGAGGGUCGCAAGCGACGCUUAGACACCGUAUAUUUGAAGGAACCUAUCAGCUGCAAUGGAUACGACAGGGCUCGAGCACAAUGUCGACGAGGGUAUCGCGACGAGUAGCGUCAUCCCAACCACGGCAGCUGUAUCCGCCCAGGCUUCGUUAACGUGGAUGUCGUCGCUAACGCACCGGAAGGAGACGGCGACGGUGCCCGAGCCGGGAAACUGGAUUGGCCCGUCGACUAACGUGGCCUGGACGAAAGCUCGGAAGUCGGGCGAGAGGGGCGGUCUGGUGUCGAGGCGGAGACGCUGUAGUAGCGGGA